AGGGGCAGGGCGGCUGGCCGGGGCGGGCCGCGUUUGCCAGGCAGGGAUGCUGUAGCCUGGUAACCGGGGAGGCUGCUGGCUGUUUGCAUUGGGGGGCGCGGGGAAGCAGGGAUCCUCUUUGACGUCAAGCCUAAUGCUCGCUCGUUCAUAUCCGGGUCCCCGCGCGGUUCCCCGGGGCUCGGCUGGGCUGCCUUUCGCGGCGCAGCAGGCGGCGGCCGGGGGCAGCCCGGAGCUGGCCGGCUCGGAGGGAGGGGAGCGCAGCAUGCCCGCCGCCUCCCCUGCGCCUCCCGCCCGCCGCUGCCCAUGGAGAUCGCGCUGGUGACUUUGGAGAACGGAGGCGCCACGGCCAUCGGGGGAGGAGGCGAGGAUGCGGGGGGCGGCCGGGCGCGGCGGCGGGGGGACCGGCUCCACGUCCCCAACUCCGCCGCCGCCCCCGCUUGGCUGAACGGCUGCCGCGGCGCCCCGGAGCCGGAGCCGGAGCCGGAGCAGGAGCAGCCCCGGGCGGGCAGCGGCGGCUGCCGAAGCAGGAGCGCCAGCCCCGGCAGCGCCAGCCGGAGGGUGCCCGCUCCCCGGGGCGCCUCGCCGCCGCGCCCCUACCCGGGCGGGGGCGAGGAGGAGGCGAUGGUGCUGCCGGAGGAAGGCGGGCACCGCUUGGGCAUGGGCAUGGCCGCGGCGGCCGAGGAGGAGGAGGCGGCGGAGGAGAGCCAGCGCGCCCUGCACCACCAGCGGGUGCUGAUCAACAUCUCCGGGCUGCGCUUCGAGACGCAGCUGGGCACCCUCAACCAGUUCCCGGACACGCUGCUGGGCGACCCGGACAAGCGCAUGCGGUACUUCGACCCGCUGCGCAACGAGUACUUCUUCGACCGGAACCGGCCCAGCUUCGACGGCAUCCUCUACUUCUACCAGUCCGGGGGCAAGCUGCGCCGGCCGGUCAACGUCUCCAUCGACGUCUUCGCCGACGAGAUCCGCUUCUACCAGCUGGGCGAGGAGGCCAUGGAGCGGUUCCGGGAGGACGAGGGCUUCAUCCAGGAGGAGGAGAAGCCCCUGCCCCGCAACGAGUUCCAGCGCCAGGUGUGGCUCAUCUUCGAGUACCCGGAGAGCUCCAGCUCCGCCCGGGGCAUCGCCAUCGUCUCGGUGCUGGUGAUCCUCAUCUCCAUCAUCACCUUCUGCCUGGAGACCCUGCCCGAGUUCCGGGACGAGCGGGAGCUGCAGGCCCCCCUGCCCCCGCACGGGGCAGCCCUGAACGGCACCGCCGGGGAGGCCCCCCCGAUGCAGCCCCCCAGCAGCCUGUCCGACCCCUUCUUCAUCAUCGAGACCACCUGCGUGAUCUGGUUCACCUUCGAGCUGCUGGUGCGCUUCUUCGCCUGCCCCAGCAAGCCCGAGUUCUCCAGGAACAUCAUGAACAUCAUCGACAUCGUGGCCAUCAUCCCCUACUUCAUCACCCUGGGCACCGAGCUGGCUCAGGAGCAGCAGGAGCCCGGGGCCCCCAGCCACGCCAGCAACAACAACGGGGGCCAGCAGCAAGCCAUGUCCCUGGCCAUCCUCAGGGUCAUCCGCCUGGUCAGGGUCUUCAGGAUCUUCAAGCUCUCCAGACACUCCAAGGGGCUGCAGAUCCUGGGGCAGACUUUGAAAGCCAGUAUGCGGGAGCUGGGGCUCCUCAUCUUCUUCCUUUUCAUCGGGGUGAUCCUCUUCUCCAGCGCCGUGUACUUUGCCGAGGCGGACGACCCAGACUCCCAUUUCUCCAGCAUCCCCGACGCUUUCUGGUGGGCCGUGGUGACCAUGACCACGGUGGGCUAUGGGGACAUGAGGCCUGUCACCGUAGGCGGCAAGAUCGUCGGCUCCUUGUGUGCCAUCGCUGGCGUGCUGACCAUAGCCCUGCCCGUGCCUGUCAUCGUGUCCAACUUCAACUACUUCUACCACCGAGGAACUGACAACGAAGAGCAGCAGUCUGUUCUCAAGGAGGAGCCCAGCAGCGCUCAGGGCAGCUCAGCUGGGGGGGAGCUGAAGAGAAGUCGCAGUAAAAACUCUCUGAACAAAUCUGUUGUGCACUUGGAAAACAGUGAGGGGAUCAACAACGGCACUGGAUCCUUAGAGAAAACCAAUAUCAAAGCUAAAAGCAACCUAGAUCUUAGAAAAUCCCUCUAUGCACUCUGUCUGGACACCAACAGGGAAACAGACCUCAAAACCGUGACAAGGCUCUGGAUUUUACAGUUUCAAUCUUCCUAAAUGACAAUGACAGACCAUCUUCAUUUUGAUGACAUGGCGCUGUGCAGCUACCUUAGUGAACACUGAAGUGAAGUUGAUUCGUUACUUCAAAUCGAAACACUACGUUAUCAUUUCUGUUGCAAAGAGCUUACAAUUUUUUUUUUACAAACUCCUGUUGCACUGCUGAAGGAUGUUUCAUGCCUUUACCAUGGCAAGAUUAGCAGGUCAUGGAAGAGAAGUCUUGAUUGUCAGCGCUCAAGAGUGACCUGGAGCAGAGACAGUGGUGCUGUUCUUGAGAAGGCUUCCCGGGGCAUAGCAGUCCACAGCACACCCAAUGAGACACAGUACUGGGAUGGAAAUUCUAGUCUGGGAAGGGUGUGAGUCACGAGUUGAGGCUGCUUGAGAAGCUAUUUAGGGCAUCUUUUUUAUAAUGUUUUUAACUGAUCUUGUGUUGCUUUUUUAAUUUAUACUUACACCUACGUAGCUCGUCAUUUUUUUGUAUAUUACAUAUUUUUAUUUCAAAAUUUGUAAAAAAAAUAUUUUUUAAUUUAUAUUUAUGCAAGAAAAAGGAAGUCAUUGUAAUUGUGGUUUGACAUCUUUGGCAACAAAUUUUAUUCGCUACUCAGUGGCCACUGUUUUGGUUAAGACACCAUUUCAUUAAUCAUAUCUGUAAACCCAAUAGGGUGCUGAAGGUAACUCCCUGGGAGAGGACAUUUAUGGUCCAAAUUUUCAGAAAGGGAGGUUGGAGGUAGGAAAAUACACAACUGCCCUUGAAGUCAAUGGAAAUCUGUCCACUGUAAAUGGUCAUUUGGCCAAGCUAACUGGUGAUUUGCAUACGCAAAUACCUGAUUUACGGAGGUAGCUGUAUUAGUUGCAUGCACGAAUGUAAGCAUGUAAUUGAGCAUACAGUCCUGCAAGUGGAUCUACCUACUUUUCUGAAAAUGUUACACUUACGAGUGUAGGGGAGAAAAGUAAUUUCUUUCUUCUGUGAAAUCUGUCUAUGCAACUGUACUGAAUUAGAAGAAUUGUCCAAAAGGAAAGUCAGGAAUGAUAUUCGGAGGCACUGAUACAUUACUGGUUUGCUCUAAAAAGUUAGGAAAAUAAUGGAACAUUGUAAUCUGUGUGUCUGCCACUCCUGAUCUAAGCCAUAUGUCUGUGUUUGGUAUGUAUCCUGAAGGCUGCACCUGCAGUUGCUUGGUAGAGGACUGGCUGCCUUUCUCCUAGUGUCACGCUGCAGUAAAAGGACAUUGGGAAGAAAUUCAGAGAUUGGAACUGACACAGGUAGCCAGAUUCCUUUGCUCCCUGUUCCCAUACCUUCUUGGGAUAUGAAAUUCUAUCAAAAGCCUUUCCCUUGCAUACAUUGCUUUGGAGUUGCCCAGCUUCUUCUCCGCCGUCCCCCCACCCCCCUCACAUGGAUGUGUUCCCAUCGGUUGGAUUCCACAAUUUGGAUGUUUAGGAAUUUGUUCUUUUGGGGGUUUUCUCUUACAGAGAAACUGUUCUGCAUUCAGAGCCCAGUUUUGAACUCGUUCUCAAACACAGCGAAACACAUCAGUGACUCUGCUGUUUUGGAUUUUGUAUGGAAAUAUGUGAAUGAUUGAUUCUAAUUCUUUGCUUUCCUUCCACUAGUGCUGUUCUUUGUCAAAGUCUCUCAUAGUUUAGGGAGAUUAUUAAAGUACCAUUUAUUUCUGUCUUUUUUGACAUUCAUUUUCUUUUAUUUAUUUUGUAUUUUUAAGAUGUGAAGUCUCUGGGGUUAAUAUUUCAAAUCUUAGCAUCAAAGUGCUGUGCAUACAGGUCUAGUACACACCUGAAGGUUAGUCUUUGUUUUUGUGUGGCUUUGACUUGAACACUUUUCCAUUUCUCUUUCUGUUAAUAUUGGUAUUUGGGAAAUGUGCACUGCCUGUAUUCUUUCUGCCUUUUGCCCCGUCCCUUAAUUCAAUAAAAAAAUGUUUUCCUCA
Messenger RNA from Chelonia mydas (Green sea turtle), 4160 nucleotides. RefSeq names its product potassium voltage-gated channel subfamily A member 5. NCBI's taxonomy places the organism in Eukaryota, Metazoa, Chordata, Testudines, Cheloniidae. Gene Ontology annotation, biological process: protein homooligomerization; potassium ion transmembrane transport. Bases 304 to 2226 code for a protein of 640 amino acids. The record is from RefSeq and is a predicted model, not a curated record. The transcript has 4 exons. Gene Ontology annotation, molecular function: protein binding; delayed rectifier potassium channel activity. Gene Ontology annotation, cellular component: voltage-gated potassium channel complex; membrane.